Messenger RNA from Mytilus californianus (California mussel), 8841 nucleotides. Its product is annotated as serine/arginine repetitive matrix protein 2-like. Lineage: Eukaryota; Metazoa; Mollusca; Bivalvia; Mytilida; Mytilidae. Gene Ontology annotation, cellular component: nucleus. The transcript is spliced from 11 exons. Bases 101 to 3451 code for a protein of 1116 amino acids. The record is from RefSeq and is a predicted model, not a curated record.
GUGGUGUUUUUACACCCGCUUUAAAUUUUGAAAUGUUUGUGAUGUUUUGUUUGCAAUGUUGGUGAACUUUUUAUAGCUUUAAAGUGUAUUUGGAAAAAUCAUGCCUGCCAAGAAGAAAGGAAAAGCUGAGCUGAGUAUAUCACAGCUGAUAUCUCCAAAAGUCAACACUGAAACUUUACAAGAUGGAGAGACAUGUGUUUUCUGUCUGAGUAAUGAGGAUAAAGAGGAAGAAUAUGGAAAAUUUAUCAAGAAAUGUGGACUACAAGUUCAUUACUUUUGUAUGUUAUUUGCUAGUGGUUUGUGUCAGAGAGGAAAAUCGGAGGAACAUGGAAUCUAUGGAUUUUUACCAGAAGACAUUAUCAAGGAAAUAAGAAGAGGAUCAAGACUGAAAUGUUACUGUUGUAAAAAGAAAGGUAGUACCAUUGGCUGUGUUGUGGGAUCUUGUUCUAAGAAAUUUCACCUGGGAUGUGGCAGGAAAGGUGGAACUCUUCAUCAGUUCUUUGGGUCAUUCAGGUCAUUUUGUCAGGAUCAUCGUCCACGGCAGAUGGUACCAAUAUCAGACAGAUUGGCAUUUUAUGGUACAGCUAAUGCUCUAUGUGCUAUUUGUAUGAAUUCGGUAGAAGCUCGGGCAUCAAACGAAACGCUGAGAGCUCCUUGCUGUCGUAAUUCAUGGUUUCACAGAUCAUGUAUACAGAAACAUGCAUCCACUGCAGGAUUGUAUUUCUUCAAGUGUCCUCUAUGCAACAACAAAGAAAUGUUCCAGAAUGAAAUGUUAGAAUUUGGUAUACAUAUACCUGAUCAAGAUGCUGCAUGGGAAACAGAACCAAAUGCUUAUAAUGAGCUAAUGGAGAGAUACAUGCACUGUGAUGCUGUGUUAUGUAGGUGUCCUAAUGGCAGGAAGUACAACAGAGAUGGCGGAAAAUGGGAAAUAACAACAUGUGAUUGGUGUGGUUCUAAAGGGACACAUGUAACGUGUCACAGCCUGAUUAAGAUUGGUCGCAAUUUAGUUUGUCAGGAAUGUAAAGAAAUAGAUGAUAGAUCUCGAAAAAUUAAAAAGAUAAAAAAAAAGAAAAGAACUCCUUUGAAGAAAAGACUUGAAGACAAUGUGGAGGAUAAGGAUGAUGUUGAUUUAGAACAAAAAGCGAAAAGUGAAUAUCCCGGACCAAGUUCUGCUAUUGUAAAGACAAAUCCAACAAAAAAGAAAACACCUGAAGUACCAAGGAACCGGUCACCAGUAGGUUCACCAGGCAUGUCACCUGGUAUGAUAUUACGUUUGUCAUAUCAGGAAACAGAUGAUGAUGUUGAUGUAGUUGAGGAUGAAGAUGUUAACACUUGUUUAUCUCCCUUGCUGUCAGCUCAAAAAGAAAAUCGUGCAAAAAAUAUACCAGCAGCAAUAGGUAGUUGCGAACAAAAGAAAAAACGUCGGGGAAGGUCAAGACAUAGGAAAAGGUCAAGGUCUUCCUCGAGUGAAUAUAUCCCAUUGUCAUCUAUAAGACAUAGGCUGAGAUCUUCUUCACGUGGACCUGCUCGACAAAGUAGGAGCAGGUCUCCUUCAUUAUCAGAGGAAUCUCAUGUUAGUGGAGAUCUGUCCCACUCUCCUAGAGGAAAAAGAUUUAGUCGAAGAAGGUUGAAAAAUAGAUCUCGAUCAUCAUCGUCAGACUCAUUGGUAAAUUCAAGAUUGAGAUCAGCUUCUCGUAAAAGAAAGAGAUCAAGAUCGUCUUCAUCCGAAUCAUUAGUUCAUAAAAGGUUAAGAUCUGCUUCUCGUGGGAGAACGCGUGAAAAAAGGUCAUCUUCGUCACUCGAAUCACCAGGAUUUUCCAGAACUAGAUCAGUUUCACGGAAACGUAAGAUAAUUGAAUCUCCAUCAAAAACUACCAGUUCAAAACAAAAUUCAAAGAAGACAUUAGCUUAUGAUGAAGUUGAUGGAGAAAGUUUGCCAGUCAGGCCGUCAUCUGAGAGCAAGAAAAGGAGGAAAAGUAUAAAUCACCCUUUUUCUGCACACGGAUACAAAAAUAAAAAGAAGAGAAGACCAAAGGUUAAAAGAAUGCUAAUUAGUAUGGAACCACAACUGUCUUAUCUGUCACCAGUCGCCCAGUAUCAGUAUGGUCCACAGGUAAUCACUGGUAGUAGUGAAGAUUCUGAUAAUCCUGUUAAAGAAUUCACUCCGAAAAUAUCUCGAUCAGAGUGUGGACCUUCAGACAAUCCUGUGAAAGUGUCCUCCCCAAAAAAGUCGACAGCUAAACCUGGUGGAAAGGAAAUGGCUAAUACUUUUGAACUUUCUUCAUCUAGCUCAAAAAUAGGGUCAAAACAAGAGAAACGGACUUAUGGUGUAGAACUGUCUUCCACUAAAUCGCAGAUUAAGUCGAGGGGAAAAGAUUCAGAAAAUAUCAGUGAGAAUUUCAAAGAAGGAAAACUCUUUUCAACAAAUGGUAAAAUUCAAAAAGUGAAUGGUCAGUUGUUGAUGGGGUCUAAAAAAGAAUCAAUGAGUCCUCAGAAAGGGAGCAACAAGUUUAAUAUGAGCAAAUCUCCAAAAAGUGGUAAACAAAUAAAAAAAACUUACAAAAAGAGAAACAAGAUAGAUUCUAAACAAAUGUUGAUUAAUCAGUGGCUGAAAAGCAGCAAAGAAUGUAGAAUAGAUGAUAAGGAAAAUAAUCACAACAAAUUCCUAACUAUCAAAUGGCAAGGGAAUAAGUAUAUACUCAUGAAAACACAUGAACAAAAUGGCAACUGUUUGUCAACAAUUUCUCCCUAUAUCUGUAAAAGUCGACAGCCAAGUCCCAAUGCAAGAGCUUCACAGCUGAGGGAAGAUAGGCAGCAAAGUCCCAAUACUAGAGCAUCAAAAGUUAAAGAAGACAUACUACAAAAUACAAAUAUAGGAGGUUCAAAGUUGAGAGAUGGUAUUCAGCAAAGUCCAACUACCAGAUCUUCACAAUUAAGGUCAGGAAGUCCAAUUACAAGAGCAUCUAAGAGUCCACAGCCGAGUCCAUUAAUUAAACAAACUCCCAGGUCGCUACUGACUGAAGACAUCUUACAAAAAAUAUCAGAAAAGAGAUCUAGCUUGAUUAAAACUUAUCCACUUAGAUAUUCAAAUAAGCCUGAAAACGGCAAUGUCAGGUGUUCGCUGUCAUCAAAAUUUGUGGAUGGUGAAACAGCGAAUGAUUCUUUCCCUGUACUACAUUCUAUUCUGAAUGACCAAGUCACAUUGAAAAGUUCUCCAAAAGAGAGUAGAGUAACUCCGUCUAAGAUGAACAGUCCUGUAAGUCAUCCUGUCGUGGAGGAAUUGAACAGUUCGGGAAGUAGUGACACUUUAAGUUACAUGGAUGAGGACUUUCUUACAUCUGAUGAUUCGGACAAUAAGGAGCCAUCUGAAAUCGAGACUAAGUAUGUAAUCAAGAGAUAUGACAAUGUCAAUGGCCUGGAACAAGUUCAGGUUGUACUGCCAAGCAGUUGAUGACAAUAUAUUCAUAUAUAUAUCACACACAUUGUGGCAGCUUUUAUGUAUAGCAUAAACUGUGCGUUUACAAUUUACUAUAUUGCUUAUCUAUGGACAAAAUAGGUCUGAAAUUAGACAGUUGCCAGUUUUGACUAUUGAUAUCACUUAGGCACUUUCACUGAAAGAGAUAUAAAAGUGCUAUCAUAUAACCUUUUAUGAAGAUUAUUCCAGGGACAUUUGUUGUGAACAAGGAAGUAAUAUCUUUUUAGUGUAGCUUUAUAAAAAAGUUAAUAAAUCACUAGUAUGUGACUGUAUUAAAGCCCCAUUUAUUAUGGACUCCUACUUAAAAAAAACAUACUUUAUUUUAAGGUAUUUCCAUGAUGGGUUUUGUUCACAGUUUGUUUCUUAGAUGGGCCAGUUAAAUCUAAAUUGUGUUUAUUGUUUGUGAUUCACUGCCUUGUAAGAUGCAAUUUUAUUGACAGGGUAAAUUUAGUGGUAAAUUGCCUUCUGUGAAAAAUACGACACACAGAAAAAUUUCCUGAUAUACGGUAGUAGUAGGUGUAAUACAGAGAUUCUCCGUCUUGUUAUGUGAAUUGACAGCCAAAAUGUCUUGAGAAUAAAUUUAAGAUUUCACACUAAAAGAAAUUUAAUGAAUUGGGUUUGUGCAAAGAUUUCAUACAGGUAUAUAUAAAUGAUUUGAAAAGUUUUUUCCUCUGAAAUAUGUAGUACAAUGUACAAGUAAAAUCUUCUUUAACAUUUCAAUGCUUCUAUUUUAAAAAUUUUAUUUCAUUUUGAUGUAAAGGCACUUUCAACACUUUUUACAACCCUAUAAAAUUACAAAAUAAAGCAAUUGAUUCUCAUAAUUGCAUUUUUAUUCUACAAACAUGAAAUUACUAGCAUUGACUAGUUAAAACAAGCCUAUCAAUUUGUGUUUCGAUGCGUUGUUUUGAUGAGAGCACCUGCAGUCAUAGAUGUUUCAUUUUAUACGGAAAUAGAAUAUAACUUUUUGAAUGCCUCUCCCAAUCAUAAUUAGCCAUUGGAAAUUGUAUGAAACACCAUGUAAUUUUAUUAUAUCAUCAACCAUACAUGUGUAAAAUCAACUUUGCAAAACUGUCCUGUAAUUUGAAUUUAACAAGCAAAAAAAAAUUAAGGCAUUGAAACAAAUAUUGCUCAAGUGAAACAGUCACUGACAGUUUGAUUAGGCUGAUUUUACCUUACAUUUGGACCUGAGUACUGCAAUUUUGGUCUCAAAUUCUGAAGUUUUUAUAAAUAGUACUUAAUGAAAUUCAGAAGAGUUUUAAUACCACAUUGGUUGAAUUGGAAAAAUUAGAUAAAACCAUUAUGGUUUAUGCUGUAAAUCUAUCACCCCAACACUCAGUCUGUGCAGGAUGUAUUUAUACAAAGCAAUGUCUGGUAGCAAUGGGACGUUAAAUCCAAUGACUCUCGCUGGUAGAGUGCCACUCUUUCUGCACAUUAAAGACCGGACUUGUGAAAACUCUGAAGAGUGUGUAGACCACAUAUUGCCAGGCAAAAUUACUGCCCCAUCCCAACAUACUGUAAAUUCAGAAAUUAUUGCGUGCAUUUAUUAUUGCGGUUCUGAAUAACAGGCCAUUCAUUAGGAGGCGGUACCCGGUACUUUUACCCUCCUAUGCUACUGAUAAGUACCGCCUGAAUUUUUAUAUAAGAUGUUCAUUGAAUAUAUUGAAAAGUACCACCUUCAAAUAGGAAUGUACCGGUCAACAUGAAAGAUAAUGAAACCCCUGUGAAUAAUGGACAAAUAUGCGAGAUUAAUUAUUGCGAUUUCAGGAAAAUCUGCACACAGAUAUAUGUAUAAGAUAUCAGAAUGCGAAUUCUUAAUAUUGCAAUACUCACCUAGUUGCAAUAUUCGCAUUAAUAAAAACUUUGAAAUAAUUGCUGAAUUUACAAUACUCUCUUUUCUAGUGAGGUUUGCAAAAUUCUCACCCUUUAUCUCAGUUGACCCACUUUGCUGAACCUGUCUUCUAGGUUAUAUAAUUAACUCUUCCCUGAGUAAACAUUUAAGAUUUGCCACUGGACAUUAAGCAAAGAAAAAUCAAACAAAAUGUAGUCAAUAGGUCAUUAUUUUUACUAAUACACUUAUUAUGAGUAUGUAUUAUAUGAAGAAGACCAUUUAAAAAAUAUAUCACCCUUUCAUUAAAUCUGAACUUUUUUCAAAAGCCAGCGUUAAGUAUUUGUAUGAUAUAUACUUUAAUUGAUGUUAUUUUUGGCAUAUCCCCACCUUGCACCAUAUUUAAUUUUGUCUCUCUUUGACCUUGCACCUGUUUACAAAGAUGUUUGGCUGAUUAGUAACAUUUUGAAUUGAAACUUCAUAAACUUUUUGUCAGUAUACAUUGAAUAUGUAUAGAGGGUGGUCUUACUUAUUUGGUUAACUAGAAUACGACUGCUCGCUUGGUGUUGACUUAAAUUAAACAGGUCCAUUGAAAGGUGUUUUUGAUUAAUUCCUUCACAAUGAAAUCUGUUUUGUAUUUAGUUAUGUGUUUAUAACUAUGUCUUGCCUCAUAUGUGUUCAGCUAAGAGUAACUAGAAGUACAAGUACCUUUUGUUCUUUUAAGAUCUUGUAACAACAUGUGUUCAACAUGUCAAGAGGUCAGAUAGGUAUUUAAAUGUCUAAUGAAUAAUUUUCUCUGCAAUUUCAUAAAAUUUGUGUACGAUAAGAAAGAAAAUCAAAAACACAUUCAAUGUAAUUGAUUUUUUGUGAAUCGGUGAAUAGGAGCAAUAAUUGUAUUUUAAAUUGUCUAAAGAAUUCUACCAGACAGUGUGUGACAAAAUUUUCAACAAAUCCUAGAUUAAAAAAAUGUUUGUCCAACACUUUGCUACCAUGAAUGCAUACUGUGAUUUAAGGCCACCAUUGAAAAAUUCUUUGUUUGAUGUUGCCUAUCUAUGCCUUAUAGGGUUGGGUAGGUAGGGAUUUCAUUUUUUUGGCCAACAACAUUUGUUACAUGUUUAAGACAAGAAAACGACGUUAGAGCAGGAAAAAAUAUUAAAAAAAAAAUUGAACAAAUUUGUGUCAUAAAAUUUUUGGGUAGGCUGCUGUAUGUAGGUAGGCAUCAUCAAACAAUCUAAGUUUAAUUUUGGCCUAACAUAAAUGUGUUCUUUAAUGGUGCUUUAUACAGUAUAACAUAGUGUGUUUUCAUCUUGUUUGUGUGUGCUUAUUUUGUACACAGAAAUAUUUGCAUUAUUUGUCAAAUAUUGACUGAUUUUUGCUAUGCAUUUAUGCAUGAAUGCUUUUAAUUGAGUGCAAGUUAAGAUUAUUUUAUCACAAAAGACUAACAUUUCUGUUUGCUAUGCAAAAAAAUGUAGAUAUUUUAUAUUAUCAUGAUUAUAGAGAAGAAUCUUCCAAGACCUACAGAGAACUUGGGGAAAAAAAGUUUUUUGCAUUAAGACUUGGUCUGCAUAAAAUAUCUUUAAAGAGUUUACUAUUUGUAUUAAGUUUUCAUUGUUAAAUGUUGCUUGCAAAAGGAAAAGACAGAUUAUUGUGUAUAUAUUAAAUUGUUUAACCAAACUAUCAAAUUAGUAACUUAGUUUUAAAAUAUUGUUUGGGCAUUACUCCUUCAUAUAUCCAUGUCAAUAUUUAUAACUUGUCAUGCCCUAUAAAAGCCUAAAGGUCAUGCGAGAUAUUGCUAUCACUUGGUGCUCUUUGUUCAUUGUUGGUAAUCUUUUUCACAUUUCCAUUCUUUUCUCUUGAAUCCCCUUUCAGAUUUUUAUCUGAGUUGACAGUCAUAAUGAAAUGGAGGUAUUCUCUAAAAAUUCUAGUUGAAUAAAAAAUGGCUGCCAUGGGCAAUAUUUGAUUCUAAUUAUAAAUGAUCUUCUUUUAAUGUUUACUGGGUUACAAACAUGGGGAGGGGAGGGGGGCUUUGAACUUUUAUUUGAAAUAAAUCAAUAAAAACAUGAUGCUGCCUGUGACAAUCUCGACUGAAAUCUAUUCUUGAAUCUUCUUUUAAUGUUUUGAAUCUAAGUGAUUGAUGAAAACAAAGCCGUUAGAUGUUUUAUAUACCAAAAGUUAUCUUCUCUUGAGGAAUUAAGGGGUUGUGAGUGAUUAAGGCUGCUCUAAGCCUCUAUUUAUAGAAUUUUAUAGCAUUAUAUUGCAGUAGGCGGCUUCAUUUGAUUAUUGCUUACUUUAGUUAUAUGCUUACAAUGUAACUUUUUGAAUCCUGUUUGUAAUAAAAUUUAUUGAAUUAUGAAAAUAUGAAUUUUUGUAAUAAGAGGAAUGUAAGAUAUAUAUAUAUAUAGAUGAAAUCUCUAAAUAGCAUAAUUUAUUAUACCACAAUUAACAUUAUUUGAAAGGAAAGAUUGCUCUGCUCUGCCUUAUACACAUAGUAGUAAUUGCUAGUUUGAAUGUCCCUUUGGUAUCUUUCACUUAAAUUCUAAUUCGUAAACUCAAACGAACAUAAAAUAUUUAUCAAAUAACCACAAACUCUUACAUGGGAGACGCCACUUGCAGAGACAAGCGCACAUUUUAUUAUAAAUAUGAGUAUAAUAUUGUGGAAAGUUCAUAUAAAUACACAGGUAAUAAGCAGCUUGUACAUGUACUGGUUUCCCCAUAUUAGUGGUCUACAAAUCUGAAAAUAAUAAUAUAAUAUAAUUAAUAAUAUUAUUUAUUUGGCAAAAUGCUACUGUACACUUUGACUGCAAUGGCUCGAAUCACUUUAAACCACCUGAGUUCACUCGUGCAUGAACUCAAUAUCCCAAUCGAACUGACCUUACUAUAAUUAACCAAACACUAGUCAACUAUAAACAAACAACGUUUUUACAUGUUCGAUUUUUGUACAACUUUGAUAAAUACAUCUCUCUUCUAGAAGUCACCUUAGUAAAGAUUGUUUAGUAUGCAAAAAAUGUCUUGCAAAUGGUAGAUUCAGUUUCAGUUUCAGCAAACUAAUAUUUUAAGACUUGGGUUUUGGAAAUCAGUAGAUUGCAAAGGUGAACCAGCUUAAUUCAGUUUAUUUUGCCCCAUUAGAUUUCUGUUACACAUGAACUAUUUUGAAUUAGGUUUUAAACGACAUAGAGGAAAUUGGUGUACACAUGUUUGGUUUAUGUAAUAAAUAAAAUCAUCAUAGAUACCAGAAUUAAAGUUUUGUAAAUAAAUUUGAACAUUAUUUUCAACAGCUUAUAGUUUUAAAUAGCUUGUGUUAUAGUAGAAUAGAAUAACUGAAGAAUAAUUGUUAAAAUGAAGGAUGGUCUUUCCUAUAGAAGUCUGUGUAUAGUUUAUAUAAAAAUAUGUUGCAAUCUCAGCAUAUGAAGCUAAGUAUCAUGUAUUUUUUCAAGUUUAUAAUUAAAAGAUCUGCAUGUCAAUUUUUCUACAAUUUUCUGACCUCAAUCAGAUUAUCUAGUUCAGUGAUAUAUUUCAUAAAUUAAUGUUUGUAUUCAAACUG